AAUGAAGAGAGCAGGAUGAGGCGGCAGGCGAUACUCUUUUCUCUACCUGUGGAGAUGAGGACGGGGAGGGAGGAAGAGGAGAGCGGGCAGAGGGACGGGAUGAAGGGGUGCAUGGGGAAGCGGGAAUGUGGAGGAGAGAGGUUUGUCUGCAUCUCACUGGAGGAGAUGGAGAGCUACUACAGAUACAGCCAGUGCUGUCGACGGCUGCAUAAUGACAUCCUGCAGAGGGAGGAUGGUCCUCUGUGUGCAGCAGAAAUUGGCUCCGAGCUCCAGAAACAGUUUGCCAUCCUGCCAGGCGGACGUGGGAUGAAUGGCAGCCCCAUCAUCAUCUUCCCAGAAUUCCCAGAGUUCAGCGAGCUGGAGGAAGAGGAAGUCCAGAAUGUGCUCGGCUACCUCACCAGCGUCCCUAGCGUUGCAGCAUCGGGAGUGGGUUUCAUCCUGGUCAUCGACAGACGACUGGACCGAUGGGCCACCGUCAGGGCUACCCUGCUCCGCAUCGCUGGUUCAUUUCCAGGGAACUUGCACUUGGUUCUGGUGUUGCGUCCCACUACUUUGCUCCAGCGGACUCUGUCAGACUUCCUGUUCAAGUUCAACAAGGAUGAGUUCAAAAUGAAGGUGGUGAUGCUGAGUUCGGUGACUGAGCUCCACGCCUAUAUUGACCCAGGACAACUGACCACAGAGCUGGGAGGCACGCAGGAGUACUGCCAUGACAGCUGGAUCUCACACCGCACUGCAAUCGAGGCGUUUGCCCUCAUGGUGAAGACCACAGCUCAGACCCUGCAGGCGUUCGGCACUGAGCUUGCGGAGACAGAAUUACCCAACGAUACCGAGGCCACCACCAACCUGCUGCACACACACACUCGGAAGAAGGAUAAAAUGAAGGAGGACCUGCAGGUGGCGCUGUCUCAAGGGGGACGCCUGUUGGAGUGUAUCAAUGAGCCUCUACAGACAGACCCUGAGUACAACAUGACCUACGAUGAACUGGAGAACUUAGCUACUGUACAGAGACUCCUGGGUCAGCUGGACGAGACGGAGACGGCGUUUGAUGAUUUCUGGGAGCGUCACCGCACCAAGCUGGAACAGUGUUUACAGCUUCGCCAUUUUGAACAGCACUUCCGUGAAGUGCGCGCCCAGCUUGAUGUGACAUCAGAGCGGUUGUCGGGUUUCUCUGAGGUCAGCAUAAGCCCCGCCCAUGCUGAGCAUGUCCUUCGAGAGCUCAGCGGCCACGAGGACAGGGCCUGUGACGUGCUGGACUGCGCCCUGUCCCUGGCCAACGAAGGUGACCGGCUGAUAGAAAAUUCCCACUACGCCGAGGACUCCAUCAGGCCGAAGUGCAGCGAGCUGAGGGAAGUGUGCGAGGAGAUCAGCUCCACUCUGAGGAGCAAGAAGAGCCUCCUGCUCAGGGCGAUGGAGCUCCACAGCGCUCUGGAAAAGGCAUCACGGUGGUGUGAGGAGGGCAUCUUCCUGUUGGCCAGCCAGCCAGUGGACCGCUGUCAGUCUCAGGAUGGAGCCGAAGCUGCUCUGCAAGAACUGGAGCGUUACCUGGACACAGCGCCGCUACACACCCUCGCCGACCGCAGUGCCAUCCUCUGCCAGUAUGAGGCGACGCUCACUACUCAGCUCAGGGACCAGGUAGACAGAGUUUUCCAGAAGCAAAGCUCCGUCCAGGAGAUGUUUGAGAAGAGACGGGUUAGCUUGAAGAAACUUGCCGCCAAACAGACCAGACCAGUGCAGCCAGUAGCACCAAGGCCUGAAGUGAAGUCCCCACUCUCGUCUCCCAAUCAACAGAGAAAAGAGAGAAGAUACUCUGCAGAUAAUGCCAUCUGCAAAAAGGUGGAGUCUCCCAUACAUAACGGUGGCACCAGACACGCUUCUCUCUCAGAAGAAGAGGAAAACCUGGCAGUGCUUCGGCGCCACGUUAUGAAUGAACUGCUGGAGACGGAGAGAGCAUACGUGGAGGAACUACUGUGUGUGCUGGAGGGCUAUGCAGCAGAGAUGGACAACCCUGCCAUGGCUCACCUCAUCCCCAGCACCCUGCUCACCAAGAAGGAUGUCCUGUUUGGCAACAUGUCUGAAAUCUACCAGUUCCAUAAGAGGACAUUUCUAAAGGAGCUGGAAGCGUACACUGACUGCCCAGAGCUAGUGGGCCGCUGCUUUUUAGAGAGGAUGAAGGACCUGCAGAUCUACGAGGCUUACUGCCAGAAUAAACCUCGGUCUGAAAGCCUGUGGAGACAGUGCUCCGACUGUGCCUUCUUCCAGGAGUGCCAGAAGAAGCUGGAACAUAAACUUGGUUUGGACUCCUACCUCCUUAAACCUGUCCAGAGAAUCACCAAGUACCAGCUACUGCUUAAGGAGUUGUUAAAGUACAGUAGGGGCUGUGAUGGCUGCGAUGACCUACAGGAAGCUCUCUCCUCCAUCCUGGGGAUCCUGAAAGCCGUUAACGACUCCAUGCACCUCAUCGCCAUCACAGGAUACGAGGGUAACCUGUCAGAGCUGGGUCGCCUGCUGAUGCAGGGCUCCUUCAGUGUGUGGACGGAGCAUAAAAAAGGUCACGCCAAGGUCAAGGACCUGGCCCGGUUUAAGCCCAUGCAGAGGCACCUGUUCCUGCACGAGAAGGCCCUGCUCUUCUGCAAGAGGAGGGAGGAGAACGGGGAGGGCUACGAGAAAGCUCCGUCCUACAGCUUCAAACACUCCCUAAGUAUGAGCGCGGUGGGCAUUACAGAGAACGCUAAAGGAGACAACAAGAAGUUUGAGAUUUGGUGCAACUCCAGAGACGAAGUGUUUAUAGUGCAGGCUCCGACACCAGAGAUUAAAACGACGUGGGUAAACGAGAUCCGCAAAGUCCUGACCCAGCAGCUCAAAGCCUGCAGAGAUGCCAGUCAGCAGAAGAGCUCAGACUCUGUUUCCCCGAGUCCCACCAGCAACAACACCUCCAUCUCCCUGAGUCCCUUCCGUAGCAGUCAGAAAAACCAGAAGAAGCAGCAGGAGGAGAAGAAGGUGGAGCCGAGUACGAUCUCUGACAACUCCUCUUCUUCGCCAAAACACAAAGAUGAACCAGUGACGAGUCCGACCACUGACAGGUCUUCAGUGGCUAAAAAGCGUUUUACUUUGCAGGGCUUCAGCAAUCUCAAGAGUCCCAAAGACACUCUGCCUCCUGGUGGCUCGGCCCUGAGCCCCGAGCACGGCUCCAAACGCCACUUGGUCAAGAGUGAUCCCACACCGUUUGGGUUCAAAGAGCCAGCUCCCCAUGUCAGUCUGAGCAGAGUCAAAUGGAUGAGCGCCUCUAGUCUGUUACAGAGCAAGCGGAGAGGCUGGAACAAGGCGUCUCUCUCAGUGGAUGCCUCGGAAGAGAAUGAUGGGUACUCCAGCGGCGAGGACCCCAUGAACUCUGACCCUGAGGAUGAAGUGGGAAAGAAGCUGGCUCCAGGAAAGUAUACGGUGGUAGCGGACUGCGAGAAGGCGGGACCUCAGGAGCUGUCUGUCAAGAGUGGAGACAUGGUCCAGCUAAUUAAAGAAGGAGAGGAGGGACAGUGGUUUGUGAAGAACCUUCGCAGCAGCAAGGAGGGCUGGGUGGCAGCAGCAAACCUCCUCAGCCUCAUCUCAGAGUCCAAGUCAUCCCAGUCGCUCAGCAGCUCAGAUGGCAGCGUCUCUGGGAACCUCAGCACUUCUUCCAGCUGCAGUGAGACCUACACCAGCUUCUCUGACAUCAAACCCUGACCUGCCGUCGCUGUCCCCGGCUCCAUCCCUCAACCUAAAACAAUUUCCAGGUGGAAUUACAAAAACCUAAAGCUGACCCUGACAGGAGGACAGUCUCGUUGGGUUUUUUUCAUCUUACGGACCUCGCAGCUUAUCGGAUCCAACCAGAAACCAAAGCUAUCAUUGUAUCUGCAAAUAUUACCAGUGUUUUAGCUGAGUCGUUUGCUACAUCCACUUUUCUUUUUAUUUACAGUAUUUACAGUCCCGCCCCUUUUUGCUCUGUGCUCCAAUAACAGUCGAGCUAGCCUUCAGAACUUUCUCCUUUCCUUCGAGAUGCGAUGUGCUAGACUCUUCUAUGUUGACAAAACAACCACAUCUCGAAGAGGGUUCAAAGAUACAGUCACAUCGUAAGUUAACUAGUUCAUGUUAGAAAAACUCUAGCUAACUAGCUAGCUAAGCCACAUCAAUUGUUGCUGAUAUUAGCAAAACAUUAGCUAACUAAUUAUUGAUGUAAAUUAAAUACCCCGUUAGCUAGCGUUUUGCUGACUUAAGAUGUACAACCUGUAUGUCACUUUUACCUUUUAACCAUCUUCAAAAUGUAGUUAGCUUUUCAACAUAGAAGAGUCUAGCACAUAGCCCCCGAAGUCGGUUUUUUUUUCAACUCAGAAAGUCAGAAGAACGUCACCAACCCCCGACCUUAAAAUCCAAGAUGGCUGCUCUAUACGUCAACUAAGUGAAAGUUGUAGUAAUAUUCUGUUUAUUAGCACUUCUGCCUUUUGUUUCUCUUCACGUUGUACACAGUGUACUGUCCAGCGUCUGUCUGCUGUCUGUUUGUAUGAGCAAACAGUGGAAUAUAUUGUUAUCAGCUGGUAUUGCUAACAAUGGCUAACCUGGCUACAGCUUGGUUUUCCAACUUCUUCUACUGGAACGUUGUUAACUUCGGUGUGAUGUCAUUCCCAGCUCCCAGUACAGGAAAGGACAAAGUUUGCUCAACUGUUAUUGGAGCACGGAGCAAAAGGGGGCGGGACUUAUAAUAGGUCAAUUUAUAAUGAAAAAUAUCUUAUUGCCACUCAGCAGUAUUAUACUUAUCAUUUAAAAUUAUUUCUACCUUCAAAAUGAUCAGCCAAUUGAAGUGAAUGUAUUCUCACUGUUCAUUCCAGUGAUAUAUCACUUCCUGUCAGGCCUCCUUUAAAAAUCACAAUCUCUGUCAACUACAGAGAAAAGCUAAAUGUCUUCGGUCUAAUUACUUACUGCUGUAUUUGACCCCUCUGAUUAUGUAGCAUUAAAGUGGACAAAUCUAAAGAAUAUCUGCACUAAACGUGAGCCGUCUGCAGCUUACUGAACUGUCAGAAUCAACCUUGCCGAACCCUUUCGAGUCGACAACAUCCACAGGUACAGAUACGAGACUGGUAUUUCACAUGAUACAUCGGCUUUAGUGUCGGAUAAUAAUCGCACACUGUGAAAAUGGCAGCUGGCUGCAACAAGAAAACAUGCUUUCAGUGCAUCUUGGAGCAUCAUUGAGCAGGUCAAAUGUUCAGGGCGUGAUACUGUAAGUCUUAUGACCUUUUUGUACGUGGGGCACAUACAGGGGGGACGUAUUAAAUCCCUGUAGUCGAGGUAGUUGGUUUUUCAUUUCCCCGAUUCAAGAAUGCUGAAAUCUUCCUAUUUUGUUAACAUGAGUUCCCCGUAACCCUGGUUUUAUGGUAUUACCUACAAAUCCAGUCAAAUGUAUCACUAGGUGAAUGUCACCAACAGCACUACCUGGUGGUCAGACGUCUUGCACUUCUCCAACUACACGUACAAAUCACUUACGCAGAGAGCGGCAGCUUGGAAACAACUUCUGAACCUCUUUUUUUUUUUUUUUUUUCAAGAGUUGAUUGUCUAACUCGCCUCUGAACUGCUCUGGAUUUACCUCUCAGGAAGCCCAAGAAGUUGCACGGGCAGGCAGGUGUGACUGCAUACCUGCUUGUGCGUCGACUACAUGUCUUUGUGUGUGUGCAUUCUUGUGUGUGUGUGUGCGCGCGCACUUCAGAGCAAACCCAACACGCGUAUGUCACAAACCCCGUGUGUGGAGAUAACAGUGGGGAGAUAGAGGCAGUCAUUCAUUUACCUGCUGAAUUCAUGUGUAGUCCUUUAUAAAGAACUAGCAUUUAGCCCAGGAGCCCCUCUGUGGCCUCUGAGGGUCCCAUAACCCUCAGUUUAAGAACUCCUUGUCAGACAAAGAGGAGCAGGCGCACAUAAAUCUCAACACUCUGCAUAUAAAUCCACUUUUGGUGUCACGGCCACUGUGCUCACCUAUCUUUGGCCUACAUUGCAGCAACAAACGCAGGCUUUGUCCCCCUCCCUGUGCUCCCAGCCCCACUCAGGCAUGUGACAGUAACCACUUCUCCACAAGCAGGACUAACCGGGACCUUCUCAACAUGUUUUGCACCACCAGCCCUGAGAGCAAUAGUUGUUUACUAGACACCAUGAUGUAGCUAAGUAAAAAAAAAAAAAAAAAAAGUCUGAUUUCUGGUGUUAAUUGCACAGCGAGGGGUGGUGAGUGAGCUGGUUUGGCUCCCGGAGUGGAAAUGAGGAUGUUGAUACAGUUUGAUGGCACACCUCUGACAACCAGCUGCUGUGACACCCGUCUUCAUGCACACACACAAAGACACUGUGCUAUUCUGAACACUGAAUGACACCUUGUUUUCCAAGGGUGAACAUGUUUUUCUACUAGAUUUCUACUGUAUCCACGAGGCGCACUGUAAAACAAUCUCUUCCUGUUCCUGUCGUCAGUGUUGAAUGUGUGACUCUGUUAUUAAACAGGAGAAGUGCAGCAUGCUGUUACACUUAAAACCAGCCCUACCAGUUUAUUACUCAGAACGGGUUGUAUUUGUCCACUGUGCUUUUGUUCGAUUCGGCCCCCCUUUUUUUUUUUUUUUUUUUUUUUUACUCAAUCACAAGAAGCGUGUCCUCCCUGUGAAAGGAAAGUUUCCAGAAAAAGGACGUUUACAGGCCUUUUCGGUGUCAAACUGUGAGCUGAACCAGAGAGUGAACUGUGGCUGGCAUUUUGUGUUAGUUCUGUAAGGAUGUAUGUUACACUUGUACAGACGUGUCCUCUAUACCUCACAUUGUUUUCCCUCAAGAGCAUGUAUCUUGUGAAGAGGAUCAUGGUUUUUGUGAGUCCCCUUGUCUCUCUGUAUAUCAUCACUCUUUGUGGCAUGUUCUUCAUAGCCCCAAUUUUAAAGCUCUUGUGUUUAAAAAAAAAAAAAAAAAAAAAAAAGCCCUGAACAAGGCGAGUAUUUUUUACCAAGCACUGUUGUAUUGUGUGAGAGCUUAUUUUCUGCCCUCUUAUGAAAGCUGACACGGGCACUAAACUUGUCAGUGUUUUAUCACGAUCACACAAUAAAGCUUAUUGAAUUAUUUCUACUCUUGACUUGGAGGCUGGUGAGAUGAGAAGGGUUAUAUUUUGUAGUUUCUUUUUAUGCAGCACAUUGCAGCAACCACUGUCUUUAUUUUCCUAUAUUGUAUCUACUGAGUAUGGUGUCGAUAUGAAGAUAUUAUAAUGAGACAUAUCUGUGUAUAUUUGUAAAUAUGUAAUUCUGAAUUGUAUGUAAAAUGAAAAGCAGCUUUAAUAAAGUCUGAGAUGGUUUCCUCUA
Molecule: messenger RNA, 7334 nt
Organism: Dicentrarchus labrax (European seabass)
Lineage: Eukaryota; Metazoa; Chordata; Actinopteri; Moronidae
Gene: mcf2la
Product: mcf.2 cell line derived transforming sequence-like a
Exons: 34
Coding region: 16-3717 (1233 amino acids)
Biological process (GO): intracellular signal transduction; positive regulation of Rho protein signal transduction
Cellular component (GO): extrinsic component of membrane; cytoplasm
Molecular function (GO): protein binding; guanyl-nucleotide exchange factor activity
Source: RefSeq, a predicted model, not a curated record